Tetrahymena thermophila SB210 is the source of this 1908-nucleotide messenger RNA. RefSeq names its product AMP-binding enzyme family protein. Lineage: Eukaryota; Ciliophora; Oligohymenophorea; Hymenostomatida; Tetrahymenidae. The record is from RefSeq and is a predicted model, not a curated record. The transcript has 4 exons.
AUGAAGAUAGUUUAAUUCGAUUUAUUUUCUUCUGAAUUUUACUUUAACUUAGAUGGAACGCAUUUUAAGAAAGGGACUGUCCAUGGUGUGAUUUUAUCAUUAGCAUCUAUUACUUUGAUCCUUUCUUACUUUUUUUACUUACUCCACCUAUAUUUAAAUAACUUAAUUGAUCCAUUAUUUAAGUCUCAAAGUUUUAUUACAAAUAAUAGAAAAGAAGUAGAAUUGACUUAAGACCUUAUAGGGUUUUAAUUUACAUAUAAUAAUAGUUUAUCAAUUGAUUAAUAUCAAAACCUAUAAAAUAAGACAUAUUUAGUUUAUUAUCCAUAUUUUUACUAUCAAGAUACUGAAAAAAAUGUUUAUUCUGUAAUUAAUUUGGAUGUUAUCUAAUGUUCUAGUCCUGAUUUAAAAGGUUUUAACUGCAUCGAUUUUUCUAAAAUUAGCAAUUACACUCUUGUCAGUGCUAAUGCUAAUAAUAUUAUGUCAAUGGUAUAUAUUAAUAUCUAUGGUUGCUUAGAUAUAGAUAGCAUAAAAACAACUAUUCCAAAUAAUUGUGCUUCCUAAAGUGAAAUAGAUGAUGUUAUAAAUGGUGGUUAGGCUGGUUUAGUACUUUAACUAAAAACUUAAUAAUAUAAUACUACUUCUAUGCAGAUUUAGACAAACUAUAGGUUCAUAUAGACCUUUAGCUUAUCAAACUAGUUCAUAUUAAAUACAUUAAAGACUUAAAUGUAAGAAACUUAAGUAAAAAAGGGUUUAUUAAUUUAAGGUUAGUAAUUUUAUUCAUCUCCUAUCCAAUAUGACUAAACAACUUUUAGCUUUGAUAGGUAAGUUUCUUUAUAAACAGGUGUUGGACCUUAUUGCCAAGUUACUCUCUUAAUGGAUGAAAUAGUAUAAUAUAUAGAGAUUUAAUAUCCUACAAUUACACAAAUUUUAGCACUUGUUAAUAGUGUCAGUUUCAUUGUUAUGGUUUGUAGAAAUAGAGAAGAAGAAUUUGCUGAUGAAAUUUCAGAAAAUUAAAAUAAGAUGAAUGUGAACCUACCUAAUUUUUAAUCUAAAUUUUUAGAUAGGAAAUAAAAUACAAAUUUUUAUCUUGAUUAAAGUAAUAGUUUUUAAAGAUAGAAAUUAUAAGUAGAUGAUGAUAACAAAUAAAAAGAUAGUAUUAAAUUUAAUGACAGUCUAAUAUCUUUAACUUCCACAAAGAGCUAAUAAACAAAAUAAAAAAAUUUUAUAAAUAUAUAGAAAUUUGAUAAAAGUGACACAAUUUCAUAUAACCAAUCUCAAUUCACUCAAUAAAUAGAAAGUAAAAUAUUUGGCUUGCAGAAAAUAGAAACUCCAAGUUAAAGAUAAUCUGUGAACAAAUCUGAAUUACCAAAGAGCAACUUUUUAAAGAAAGAUCAUUUUAAAUGGAAGAAAAAUUUUGGUGAAGCUAUUUCUCAAAAAUUGAAAGUUAUGAAAAGUAAUGAAAUGAAAUAAGCCAUAUAAAAAACCAUAUUCAAGUAUAAAUUCUUCUAAGCUAAAGAAUACCUAUAGUCUUUAUGCUUGAAAGAAAAACAAAUGAACAAAAUUAAAUAGGAAGUAUAGAAAAGUCUAAAUAUAUAUGAAUUGUAUAAAGACAUAAUAUUCUUAAAAAAAGCUGUUAGUAUUUUACUAAGUACAGAUUAAAUGGCUGCAAUAUAAUUAAUUAGUCUUACUGAUAACUUUAUUAAUAUAGAUGUGGAAAACAGAGAAAAUGAAUCAUAAUACAAUUAGGAAAGAAAUAAGCUAAAUCACUUUGAAAAGUAGUAUUUAAUAUCAUAAUCAGAGAAUCUAUAGAUUAAUUACAUAGAAAGAUUCUUAAUAAAAUGUUAGGAUGGUGAUGAUUUAAGUGAAAUUGAUUAAAGAAUAAUUUAAUCAAUUUCAAAAAAACAUUGA